Molecule: messenger RNA, 490 nt
Organism: Centropristis striata (black sea bass)
Lineage: Eukaryota; Metazoa; Chordata; Actinopteri; Perciformes; Serranidae
Product: ATP synthase subunit g, mitochondrial-like
Exons: 3
Coding region: 80-391 (103 amino acids)
Biological process (GO): proton motive force-driven ATP synthesis
Molecular function (GO): proton transmembrane transporter activity
Source: RefSeq, a predicted model, not a curated record
UUGAAAUCAACGACCCGGAAACACUAUCGCGACGCUGAACUUGUCCUUUCCUCUUCUUGUGUCCUCUUCAGUUUCCAUUAUGGCUCAGGCAGUUCAGAAACUCGUUGCCAAAGUACCAACUUUAGUCGGUGCCGCUGUCACAUACUCCAGACCCCGACUAGCGACCUUCUGGCACUAUGCCCGGGUGGAGCUCGUCCCACCUUCCCCUUCUGAGAUCCCUAAAGCCAUAGAGGCAGCCAAGGGCCUCGUCAAGAGCUUCCAGUCGGGACGCGCGGGACAAACCACAGUAAAGGAUGCCUUAAGGAACGGACUCGUGGCCACUGAGGUGCUGAUGUGGUUCUACAUUGGAGAGUGCAUCGGCAAAGGAGGAAUCAUUGGAUACGAUGUCUGAAUGUUGUUUUGCUCUUAACCCUCUUUUUGCACUAAUUGUCACAUUCUAAACUAAAUCUGUACCAAAUUUUCAAAUAAACAUUCUUUAUUUUAUUUGCAA